AUGCACCUUGCUCCUAUCACUUCCACUGGGGAGAUGCCACCCACUGUCCAAGGCCGCCAUUGGACGCGAUACAAUGUGGCCGCAGUAUGCUUCAGCAGCCUGGGAACCUUGGCUUAUGGCUACUGUGGUUCAAUCAUUGGAAGCACCAUGGGUCAGCCAUCCUUUCUCGAAUACAUGGGUCUUGACACUGCCCCCAACGCACCACAACUGCUUGGUGCCAUAGGCGCCUUGUUCUUUGGUGGAGGGGUAUGCGGCUGUCUGGUGGGCAGCUUCGUGGCAGAUCGUUGGGGUCGAAGAGCAGCAAUGGCUUUAGGCGCAGCGCUGCAAAUUGUCAGUGCCGCACUUCUGACAGGCUCAGUCAAUGUGGCCAUGUUCAUCGCAUUCCGUUUUUUGAAUGGCAUGGGAGCAUACAUGCUACUUGCUUGUGUCCCUCUAUACAUCGCAGAGAUCGUGCCUCCCCAGGCUCGUGGUUGGCUCGUAGACCAAGUCGCAGUCUGGAAUACAUUUGGCUACAUGCUCGCAUCGUGGGUUGGCUAUGGCUUCUUCUACUGGAAAGGCAAUGACAGCGCAUGGCGGCCCCCUAUUGCUAUUCAAAUUGUCCCCGCCACAAUCCUGCUCGUGGGUCUGAAAUGGCUCCCCGAAUCCCCUCGCUGGUUAAUCUCCCAGGACAAGGGUGACCAGGCUUGGACAACCUUGAACUGGCUGAGAACACGGCCUGGGGAUGCAGAUGAUCUUAUUGCCAAAUCCGAGUUUCUUCAGAUCAGGGCGCAAUUCCAGCUUGACUCCCAGUUUCAGUCGUCUUAUAUGUCUCUCUUGACAUACGCCCCAUAUCGGAAACGUUUGAUAUACGGAACUCUUUGGGUCUUUUUCACUCAGUGCUCAGGGGCAUUGGUCAUCGUUAAUUAUUCGCCUGUCGUCUACGGCUUACUGGGAUACGGACCGCAAAUGCAAUUGCUGUACUCUGCAGGCUGGUUAACCUUGAAUUUUGGUGCAAAUUUCAUCUCGCAAUUCACCAUCGACCUACUUCCCCGAAACAGAUACAUGCCCAUCGGACUCUCUGGAUGCCUUAUGUGCCUGGUGAUCGAAGCCGGCCUCAUCGCAAAGUAUCUGUACGCAGAUCCUCCCAACAUCGCCGCUUUAAAGGCAGCCACGUUUGCGGUAUUCUUUUUCGCGGUUUGGUUUGGGAUUUUCUGCGAUGGUGCCAUGUUCAUCUUCGUAACUGAAAUCUAUCCGAAUCACCUGCGAUCUAAAGGUGUGAACCUGGGUCUGGCAACCCAUGCAGCAGCAAACAUCCUAUGGACAACUCCUGCGCCCACCGCUUUUGCUACACUUGUGGGUAUCAUCUCAAUCUUGCUCUUCUUUCCAGAUACGAGGAAAGUCCCGUUGGAGGAAGUUGCUAGACUUUUCGGAGAUGAUGAAAUGGUUGCAGUCUAUCAACACGAAUUGACGAACACCAAAAUUGUGGAGGAGAAGUUGACCGAACUGCAGGUGGAGAUCGUGCCACAAUCGGCAUGA
Molecule: messenger RNA, 1515 nt
Organism: Cladophialophora yegresii CBS 114405
Lineage: Eukaryota; Fungi; Ascomycota; Eurotiomycetes; Chaetothyriales; Herpotrichiellaceae
Exons: 7
Coding region: 1-1515 (504 amino acids)
Biological process (GO): transmembrane transport; carbohydrate transport
Cellular component (GO): membrane
Molecular function (GO): carbohydrate:proton symporter activity
Source: RefSeq, a predicted model, not a curated record